GGUCGUCUACGUUAUGGUUAAAACUAAUCAGUAACUUAUUGUUCGUGUUAGUACUUGGCAAACCAUUCGGUUUCUUGUUAUGAGUUCGUUGUGAGGUAAACAGCGGUUCCCUAACAGCGAAUUUGUAUGCGGGCUUUGUUGAAAUUGCUCAAACGGAUGAAUAAUCCGACUCGAGACAGUAUAAACAAAAUUUUAAAAGUUUAAGCGAGUCAGGUCGACUGGAUUUUUUUUCCUCUUCGCUAUGGAGGAACAACAGAUUUUUGUCUCUAUUCUCGCAUUAUCACUAUUGGAGUUCUCUUGGGAGCUCUUCUUGGCACUGCGGCAGCACAAAGUUUACUUAGUGACAGAAAAAAUUCCUGAUGAAUUGGCAGAGGUACUGGAUGAAAAUAUUUUUCAGAAAUCAAGAAGUUAUUCUUUAGAUAAAAGCUCAUUUUCAAUUAUCAAAAGCAUUUAUGGCACAAUGCUUGGAACUGGAAUUAUGUGGUAUAUGAUGUUGUACCACAUUUGGGAAAAGAGCAAGUCAAUUCUGGCUAACUUUGAAUUUGAAGAAAACGAAAUAUUGACAAGCGCACUGUUCAUUAUACUUUUGAAUACAAUCAAUUUCUUUUUCUCGCUUCCGCUCAAGAUUUAUGAUACGUUUGUCAUCGAACAAAAACAUGGGUUUAACAAUCAGACUGUCCCAUUUUUUAUUAAGGAUAAAAUAUUGUCUUACACAGUGCUUACUGUACUGGUCGUCCCUCUGACAUGCAUUGCGAUCUACAUCGUAAAAGCUGGCGGGGAAUAUUUUUUCCUGUAUCUCUGGCUUUUUGCAAUGGUGACACUGUUCUUCCUCAUGUCAAUUUACCCUGAUUUUAUAGCACCGCUUUUUGACAAGUACACACCUCUCCCUGAAGGAGAGCUAAAGGAAAAGAUUGAGGAAUUGGCAGCCAAAGUUAAAUUCCCAUUGUAUAAACUUUAUUUAGUUGAAGGAUCUAAAAGGUCUGUCCACAGCAAUGCAUAUUUUUACGGUUUUUUUAAAAACAAACGGAUUGUACUGUUUGACACGUUAUUGAAGUCAGAAAAAAAUGGUGAUAAAGGCUGUGACAAUAAUGAAAUAUUAGCGAUUCUUGCACAUGAGCUUGGCCACUGGAAAUUUAACCAUGUCACCAAAAACAUCCUUAUCAUGCAGGUGAAUUUGUUUUUACAAUUUUUCGCUUUUGGAAUAUUGUUUAAGUACCCACAGCUUUACAAAGCUUUCGGCUUCCAACAUGAACAGCCUAUUAUAAUUGGAUUAAUCAUCGUACUCCAGUUUGUUUUUGCCCCCUAUAAUAGUAUAAUGACAUUCUUUUUGACUAUAUUAAGUCGCAAGUUUGAGUUUCAAGCAGACAACUUUGCUAAGCAAUUGGGGAAGACAAAGUACCUGAGGCAAGGGCUGAUCAAGCUUCAUAAGGACAACUUGAGCUUUCCUGUCUUUGAUUGGCUUUAUUCUAGCUGGCAUCACUCACACCCUCCUCUCCUCCAAAGGUUGAGGGCCCUUGAUGACAAGGAAGACUGAAAUUUCCAAGUAGUUUUAACAUGCACGAGAUAGGAAAAUUUAUUGGCAAUUUUUAAUGUUAAUUUUUUUAGAUGUGCAGUACGAUAUAUUCAGAUAAUACUAUAAAAUGUAUAUACGGUACACAAAGCGAUGAAAAAAAAAAUUCUUUUGUAUUUUAUAUAUAUGUAUAAGAUGGUUUUUGUUAUAAAAGAAUAAUGCUCUCGUGUAAAUAUUAUCAGAAAAUAAACAAUUCGGCAACUUU
Cimex lectularius (bed bug) is the source of this 1775-nucleotide messenger RNA. Its product is annotated as CAAX prenyl protease 1 homolog. The transcript has 7 exons. Gene Ontology annotation, cellular component: endoplasmic reticulum membrane. Gene Ontology annotation, molecular function: metalloendopeptidase activity. The record is from RefSeq and is a predicted model, not a curated record. The coding region runs from base 242 to 1534 and encodes 430 amino acids. NCBI's taxonomy places the organism in Eukaryota, Metazoa, Arthropoda, Insecta, Hemiptera, Cimicidae. Gene Ontology annotation, biological process: CAAX-box protein processing.